AUGUCUCAUUCACCCACUGUCUCUCGCUCACUGUCUCACACGCUGGCUGGCUGCUCUCGCCCACUGUCUCUCACCCUUUGUCUCUCACCCUCUGUCUCUCACCUGCUGUCUCUCACUCGAGAUGUGCAGGUGUUCAUAUUCCCUACUACCAUCGACAAUCAAAUCAGUUAG
Molecule: messenger RNA, 171 nt
Organism: Suillus fuscotomentosus
Lineage: Eukaryota; Fungi; Basidiomycota; Agaricomycetes; Boletales; Suillaceae
Exons: 2
Coding region: 1-171 (56 amino acids)
Source: RefSeq, a predicted model, not a curated record